Messenger RNA from Cyphellophora europaea CBS 101466, 1047 nucleotides. RefSeq names its product 1-aminocyclopropane-1-carboxylate deaminase. The transcript has a single exon. NCBI's taxonomy places the organism in Eukaryota, Fungi, Ascomycota, Eurotiomycetes, Chaetothyriales, Cyphellophoraceae. Gene Ontology annotation, molecular function: pyridoxal phosphate binding; D-cysteine desulfhydrase activity; 1-aminocyclopropane-1-carboxylate deaminase activity. Bases 1 to 1047 code for a protein of 348 amino acids. The record is from RefSeq and is a predicted model, not a curated record. Gene Ontology annotation, biological process: amine catabolic process.
AUGGAUCAAGUCAUACUUCCGGAGCCGCUUGCUUCAAUCCCGCGGUCCGAACUCACCUUUGGGCCUUCUCCAAUCCACUCGCUGCCCAGAAUCUCCGCCGCGCUGGGCGGAAAGGUCGCCAUCUAUGCCAAGCGCGAAGACUGUAACUCGGCCCUGGCCUAUGGCGGCAACAAGACUCGUAAGCUUGAGUAUCUGCUGCCAGAGGCACUCUCCCAGGGUUGCGACACGCUCAUCAGCAUCGGUGGCUUCCAGUCCAACCACACCCGCCAAGUGGCAGGAGCAGCGUCCAGAAUGGGACUGAAGGCAAAGCUCGUACAGGAGAAAUGGGUUGACUGGACGGACGUCGGAUACGACAAGAUCGGCAACAUCCAGCUGUCAAGAUUAAUGGGUGCGGACGUACGGCUCGACCCGAGUGGCUUCGGCAUUGAGCACAAGCAGACUCUACAGAAUCUGCGGCAGGAGGUGAUCGAUGCCGGAGGCAAACCCUACUACAUCCCUGCAGGUGCGAGCGACCAUCCGCUUGGAGGACUGGGCUUCGCCAGGUGGGCCUUCGAAGUCCGCCAGCAGGAGCUGCAGCAGGACGUGUUCUUCGAUACCAUCAUUGUUUGCGCGGUGACAGGUAGUACAUUUGCUGGGAUGAUCGCUGGGUUCAAAUUACUGGAAAAGACUGGCGCGAGCCCAAAGAGGCGAGUGAUUGGCAUCGAUGCAAGCGCGAAGCCAAAAGAGACGUUUGAUCAGGUGGUGAGAAUCGCGAAGCAGACUGGAACGAAGAUUGGCCUUGCAGAGAGCGAUAUUACCGAGGCGGACGUGACGCUGGACGAGAGGUACCAUGCUGGAAUCUAUGGCAUUCCAGAUCAACAGACAAUUGAUGCCAUCAAGUUUGGCGCGAAGACGGAGGCGUUCAUCACCGACCCUGUAUACGAAGGCAAGUCACUGGCAGGUCUGAUGGAUAUGGUCAAGAAGGGGGAGAUCAAGGAGGGCAGCAAAGUGUUGUACGCGCACCUUGGUGGCCAGUUGGCCCUGAACGCGUACUCCGAUCUGCAAUGA